This is a messenger RNA of Trichoderma reesei QM6a, 3443 nucleotides long. RefSeq names its product frequency clock protein. The record is from RefSeq and is a predicted model, not a curated record. Lineage: Eukaryota; Fungi; Ascomycota; Sordariomycetes; Hypocreales; Hypocreaceae. The transcript has 2 exons. Bases 1 to 3045 code for a protein of 1014 amino acids. Gene Ontology annotation, biological process: regulation of DNA-templated transcription; circadian rhythm. Gene Ontology annotation, cellular component: cytoplasm; nucleus.
AUGCAGCCGAAAAAGGGCAAAUCUCAAGAACCACUCCUAUCGUCGACCGGCCACCCUCUUCCCCGACGAACAUCGCCGGAAAACUCAAUUACGUUACGACACCAUCAGCUCGCUCGCGAUGCUUCCCUAAGGGCGAGUCGUGGCUCGGCUCCGCCGAAACAGACCAAGCAGGACACCUCGUCACCCCGUCGAGCCUCAUCGGGGGAGAGCCACGAGACCGGCCAGAGCGACGCCAACAAUUGGUUCGACCAGUCCAACCAAAACCCAACAGCUACCUUUGACAACAACACCAUGGAUGUGGAGCCGCCCUUUUUCCAGAAGGAAUCCGAUUCUUCGAAUGAAGAAAAGCCAGGCCAAUCCCCACCACCCGUGCCCCGAAACCUGUCCAAUGCCCGCAGCAGCAGCGCCGAUGACUACCGAAGCGUCAUUGACGAUCUCACUGUUGAGAUUCAGAAGCUCAAGGAAGAACUGAAGCGCUACAAGCAGCGUGGCCCGGAUAUGCUUCGUAAAGACAAGCUCUUUGAAAUCAAGAUGCAUGGCUUGCCGAAGAGGAAGAAACGCGAAUUGGAGGCUACGCUUCGGGAUUUCGCAGCGGGUCUAUCGGGAGAUUCUCCGGAGACCACCUCGUCCCAGCGCAACAAGUCGUCUUCCAGGCAUGCCACGCGCGAGCGCAUGUACUCGGGCUCGAACUCCCUGUCGCAGUCUAAGCAUGCCUCGUCAUCGUCCGGGUCCAAUACGCGACCCGUCGAUUCAGCCUAUGCCUCCAUGUCCACCGGGGCGGGCUCCUCCGGGACCUCGCUGAACAGGCCACAAGGGGGCUCGCGGUUUAGGACGAACGACCAGAAAGUCGAGAACUACUUGCGCGAGAUUCCCGAGGGACUGUAUCCCCGGCUUGUUCCCAUGACGGAGAAGGAAAAGAAGAAGCUCGUGGUCCGACGCCUUGAGCAGAUAUUUACGGGUAAGAUUUCCGGCAAGCAUUCGAGAAAGAAUCAAACUGGCGAACCACCUCCCGGAUCCGCCCCGCCCCCAGCUCAGGCAACUCCGGGCCAUGCUUCUCCCCGGCGCUCAUCUCUGGUGCAAAUACCGACGCCCAAGCUUAGCACUCAUGGUAGCUCUAACAUGAAGCCUCCCCUGGAACCUGUGCGCGAAGCUCGAUUCUCUGCCGCGGAACAACACUCCGGUCAAGGGGAAAAGAAGAGCAGAUCGCAGGACAUGGGCUCGGCAUCCAACUCGAAUGAAGAUCAAACCGAACCUGGGGGGACCGGUAGCGGCAGCGGUACCGCCCACGGCAACGGUAACAGCGGUUCAGGCACAAACCCUUCCCCCCCAAUGCCACCGCCUCCCGAGCAGCGGCCCACGAGGCCUAGGGACCUUGAUCCCGAUCGCGUCCAGAUUCCUUCCGAAAACAUGGAGUACAUUCGACACUUGGGUCUUGUCCCUCCGGAGCUGCUACCCAAUCCGCCAGAACGGACCUAUGACGACGUUCACAUUGACGAAGAUGGGUGGGUGUAUCUAAAUCUCCUCUGCAACAUGGCGCAACUACACAUCAUGAAUGUCACCCCGGACUUUGUGCGCAAAGCCGUCGCCGACCUGAGUGCCAAAUUUCAGCUUUCGCCAGACGGUCGAAAAAUUCGAUGGCGUGGUGGUACAGACGGCACCAAGUUCAGCAGCGACAGCUCGGGCGACCACUCGCAACGGAGCCCGGAGACGGACGAAACGGAAAUCACAAAGAAGGAGCGUCGCAAGAGACAGAAGACGGGUCGCUCAACGGGUGACUCCUGGAGCCCGACAAACCACCUGUCCAACUAUGGGCCACAAGUUUCAGCAUCAACCGAGAGCUUUCACUACAAGCCCAUGUUCCUCCAUCAGCAGUCGCCCAACGAGCAAUCCUCCAUGGAGGAUGGCACUCUGUCGUCCUUUGGCCCUAUCGAGGAGAGCAAUGCUGCAGAUUCGCGAUGGGGCCAGAGCGGCUCGGGUACGUCCGUCCGCCGCAAACGCCGUCGCGAUGGCGCCAUCAUCUACUACAGCGGCGCUCCGUUUUGCACCGACCUAUCGGGUGACCCGGGGGAUAUAUCGCCCACGACGUACAUGCUCUCGAGCAGCAGAGACAAGGUCGAAUCCCCGCCGCAUUUUGACCGCCCGAUUCCAUUCAGAUCCGGAUCCGGUUCUUCUAUCGCCAGGCUGCCAUUGAGUGACGCUGACCUUGAUCUUCGCUCCAUGUCCGAAAUGGAGGUCGAUGAUGGGAAAGGCGGCGUGCCUGAUCUCAUGACGGACUCUGGUGAUGAUUCGAGUGAAUUCAACAUGGAUCUUUGCUGGAGCGAUGCGCCCCAGAUACUCGAAGUGCGUCCCCUCGAGCCCUGUGGCCUGGGUGGCGUGCUGCCUGAGGAUCACUUCAUGGUGGUGGUCACGACUAGGCGGUCAAAGCUCGACGCAUACGAGAGCCAGCGGAAGAAGCUGUCCGAAGAGGCCACAGAAAACAUCAUAGGCCGGUUGGCCACAAUGUCCACAUCGUCACCGCGUCCUUUCGUCCGCCGACUACGGAUGCAGGAUGAACCACCGAAGCUCCAGAUCGAGUACCUGUCGGGUCGUAUCAGGCGCCUGGAACCCGUACCGCUCCCUCCGCCUGCCAUUUUCUUUCCGCCUUUCAGUUCGGAUUCAUGGUCCGAGGACGAAUCUGGAUCGGACGGAGACGAUGAGCUUAACUCUUCGGAAGAGUUUAUGAGCCGACGAGCAAACCCGCAUCUAUCGGACGGCUAUCCCGACGGCGUCCUCACGAGCGCCGAUGAGGAUGGAGAAGAACCCGAAGAUGAUGUUGCUAUGCCGAACGACGAGGCAGACAGCAGUGGGCUAGACGACCUUCCACCGCGGAACCUUGGCCGAAUUCUGCACUCUCGGGGCAGCACCGAGGCUGUGCCAGGGACUAUUGGUGGAAGGAGCACCAGCCCUCAUGUGGACGGUAUGCUCCCUGCCGGAGGGAGUUCCGCGGCCACUGCAGGAGGAGGCUUUGAGAGCGAUUACCACAGCGGCCUCGACCAGAGCAGUUGAAGAAAAGCAGAUGCACGUUUGUUGCGUGGUGGAAGUGGAUAUGAAGAGAGCUACGAAAGCACCAGCAAGCAUCUUGUGGGCGGCAGAUCUGUCAAUGGAGGUUGUGGAGUGCUGACCAUUGCCCAAAGAUGUUUCAUGUCGAAACGAUUUCCCUUGACGUUCUUUUCUUGAAUACCCCAGUAUGUGUCAGGAGGGCAUAGUUGACGACUUAUUUUUCAAAACGAAAAGGGGAAACAGUACGAUUCCCUCGAUGCGCGCGAUUGUACCACAGCCUUGUUUUAGUAUUUACUACCUACCCAGUGUAUAUCCAGUACAGAGAGGUUGUACUGAUGAGUGUUGCAUUAAUUCCCCCUGCUGCUUGGGUCAAGGGAGUAUAUAGAUGCUAGAUAUCCUGUAUG